This is a messenger RNA of Spodoptera exigua (beet armyworm), 1914 nucleotides long. Lineage: Eukaryota; Metazoa; Arthropoda; Insecta; Lepidoptera; Noctuidae. The record is from the annotation of a GenBank genome assembly.
UGUCGAUAAGCGGUGGUGAUAGUGGCGAGUGAGUGCAGCGACACGGCUGCCUGCUGACCGCGAGCAGUGGCCGCCGCGCGAUCUCUGCCGCCUCGCCAGUCGACACUUGGCGACCCACAGGCGCUGACCGACGAGUGUCGCCUUCUUGUGAUCCCUCACCAACCGCUACCAUGGCCGGGACUGUGGACCUGGACGCGAUACUGCUGGAGCUCGGCCAGUUCGGCCGCUACCAGAUCAGAAACUAUUGCUUUAUCCUCCUCGUCAUCCUGAUGAGCGCUGUCUACAACAGCCAGUACAUCUUUGCUGCUGGAGAAGUGUCUUACAGAUGUAAAGUACCAGAAUGCGAGUCGUCACCUCCUGAGUUCGAGGCAGGCAGCUGGGGCACGUUUGCGCUACCCGACGCUGGGGCGCGCUGCAACCGCCUCGUGCCGCUGGGGGAGGAGUGUGUGCCUUCCAGCUUCAGUGCCAACGAGACCAAGAAGUGCCAGUCUUGGGUCUAUGAGAACCAGAAUACAAUUGUACCUGAGUUCGACUUGGCAUGUCAGGAAUGGCUCCGCACGCUGGUGGGCACCAUACACGUGGCUGGCGUGUUCGGCUCGCUGCCCGUCACCGCCUACAUAUCCGACGCGUAUGGAAGGCGCACAGCUCUGGUGAUCACAGCGGUCUCUCCGGCGGUGGUGGGAGUCAUCCGAGCCUUCUCCAACUCCUACAUCAUGUACAUCUGCUUUGAGUUCCUAGAGGCCUUCGUCGGUGCCGGCGUCUACAGCACUGCAUUCAUUCUAGCUCUUGAGAUGGUGGGCUUAGACAAGCGUGUCCUGGGAGGUAACCUCAUCUCCAGCACCUUCGCUCUGGGGCAGGUGGUGACCGCAGGUGUAGCUUGGCUGGUACCCUACUGGAGGACCUACACCCUCGUGCUCUAUGCCCCAUCAGUGCUCUUCAUCUCAUAUUACUGGCUUAUUGAAGAGAGUGUGCGCUGGUUACUCAGUAAGGGGCGAAACAAGGAAGCUGCCAGAAUUAUUUUCAAAGCUGCGAAAAUGAAUGGAAAGAAGUUGUCUCCCGAAACUAUUAGAACACUGACUGAAGAGCCGGAACAAAAGAAAUCCACUCAGACGGAUGAGCCGGAGGAGCCAGUAGACAAGCGAUCCAUUCUACUGCAGGUGGUGAGGUCUAGGACGCUGAUGUUCCGUCUGAUUGUGUGCUCGUUCUGGUGGAUCACGCUGACGUUCGUGUACUACGGGCUGUCCAUCAACUCGGUGUCGCUGGUGGGCAACAGCUACGUCAACUACAUCCUGACGUCGCUCGUAGAGAUCCCUGGGUACUGCCUCAGUGUGCUCACACUCGACAGGUUCGGCAGGAAGAGCUCCACCAUGACAGCGUUUAUCAUUUGUGGGGUAUCAUUGAUAGCGAUGCCUUUCGUACCAGAAUCAAUACCCUGGCUGCAGACGACCUUGAAUCUACUAGGCAAGCUAUGCAUCAGCAUGGCAUUCAGCAGCAUCUAUAUCUAUACCGGAGAGCUGUUCCCCACGCAGGCGCGCCACCGCUUGCUCGGCACCUGCUCCAUGGCGGGCAGGAUUGGAGCUCUCGUCGCGCCACAGACACCUCUGCUGAUGGCAUACGUAGAGUCGCUCCCCUACUUAAUAUUUGGCAUCAUGGCGGGCACAUCUGGUCUACUCAUGAUGCUAACGCCGGAGACCUUGAAGGCCAAUCUGCCCGACACCGUAGCGCAGGCUGAGAAUAUGGACAAGAAAAAGACUACUGCGCAUUAGCAUAGGAAACAGCACCUUAUUGGUUAUAACUUAAGAUAGAUCUUAUAAAAAUAAUGCAUUUCAAAGACAAGUACUUUUAGGCAAAGGGGAAGUAAAUAGAUUUCUUAUUUGUCAAGCAUGCAUAAUAAUGUAUUUAUUGUAGGUUAUU